CCCCCUGCGAGGCUGAUGCCCCGGCCGCGGCCCCUGUCCCUGCGCACCGGCCUGGGGGCCGAUCGCGCCGCGGCGGACACGGAGCCCGGGGUUCCUGCGGCCCCAGCCCGGGGUUCCUGCGGCCCCAGCCCGGGGUUCCUGCGGCCCCUGCGGGCUGCCCCCGGCGGGGCCAUGGUCCCCUUCCCCGCCUGCCUCAACUCGGCCGUGCUGGUGCUCUUCAGCUGCGACCUCUGCCUGGUGCGAGCAAAUAGGCCGCCAGCCCCAGUCAAUGUGACUGUUACGCACCUGAAGGCAAACUCCGCCACUGUCUCAUGGGAUGUCCCAGAAGGAGACGUCAUCAUUGGCUAUGCCAUCUCACAGCAGCGGCAGGAUGGGCAAAUGCAGCGGUUCAUCCGGGAGGUGAACACCACAAACCGGGCCUGUGUGCUGUGGGACCUGGCGGAGGAUGCAGACUACAUCAUCCAGGUGCAGAGCAUCAGCCUGCAUGGAGAGAGCCAGGCCAGCAAGAAGGUCCAUUUCCGGACCCUGAAAGAGACCGAUCGCCUCCCCUCCAACAGCUCCAACCAAGGUGACAUCACUGUGGAAGGGCUGGACAAGGAGCGGCAGCUCCAGACCGGGGAGAUUGUCAUCAUCGUGACUGUGCUGCUCAUGUGGGCAGCGGUGAUUGCGCUUUUCUGCAGACAGUAUGACAUUAUCAAGGACAACGACUCCAACAACAACAAGGAAAAGACCAAGCCAUCCUCAGAGCACAGCACCCCAGAGCGACCCACAGGGGGGCUACUGCGCAGCAAGAAAAAGUCUCUAUCUAUCAAUAUCAUUGAGGUGUGAGCACAGUUCAGCUCUGGAUCCGAGGGCCCUAGGAAUGUUGCCAGAGCUGAGGAAGAUCAUGGGAUAAAAGGACAACACCAGGCUGCCAGCCUGCAACCUUCAGCAUGCAAAGACUUGUUUAUCAGAAAUGAUGCUUCUUCCAAGGCCUUCUCCCCAUGAGGGGAUCUGCAUGGAGACCGUUGGGAUGAUGCAUGCAGAACUCAGCCUCACACCCAUCAUGUAACUGCCCAUGGGCUGCUCGGGAGUCAAUGGGGAGCCUGGAACAGCACCGAAAGAACAAACAGCAAUAUCUGGAUUUCAAGGGAUGUAGGAGCCUCCUGCUGAUGCAGGCAUAAUGUCGUGGAAGUGGGCUCUCAUGGCCCUGUCACUCAGCAGCUGUUAUGUAAACGGCAGUGUGUCCUCAUGUUCAUGCCUGUUACAGCCUUAGGCAUGGCCAGACCUAAGCCAGGCUGCAGACAUAGCUCCAGUCACCAGAGAGCCAUAGAAGGGGCCUAGCUCUCAUUCAGCAUGCCUGGAGCCUCAGAGGGAUUUUCUGUUUGUUUACGGUCCCAGAGAAGAGCCCACUUUCCAGCCCCCUAAGCCUGCAAGCCCAGACUGUGGGGCCCACAGAGGUGGAGCAGGUGCUAGCUCAGGAACGGCUGCCAAGAGAACUGAUCGGAGCUGGGGAGGUUUUCGCAGCACUCCCCAAAGUCUGGAAUCUGAACUGCAGGAUGGCCCCAUUCCCCCUGCAGACGUGACCAGAGAUGGUAUUCCAGCCCAAGGAGGCAGGAGGUUGGCUGGGUCACUGAGCUGACUUCAGCUACUGGCAGCUCAGAUGAGCUUCUCUUAGUAUGAGUGUGACCACCCCAGGGAGGUGAGGACCUCAGACCAGGAAGGGCCAAUGCUGCCUCGUGCUUGCCCAGCAAAGCAGGGCCUUGCCGCAGAGACAGCGGGAUGCAGGGGAGAGUUCUCCCUAUCACAUCUCACGCCUACCCAGUUUGUAGGGCAGCAGGGAUGUACCCAGUGCCCAUAAAAACAUAUCCCCUGCUAACUGCAUUGCCUGGGAGGUCUCCAGGUCAUGGUUCAGCUCUGGGUGUGGGAGGGAAAUCUAGCACAUAUAGCUCUGACUCCUCUCCUCUGGCUCCCUCGGAGGCUUCCAGCAUGCAGAAGCUCUGGUGCAGGCUACAUAGAGCCAGAGUCUAUGUCACUGGGAAACAUCCGCAGGCCCCAGAGAAAUGUGUGUGGCAGGGGAGAGAAUACCAUGCUGAAUCCCCAUGCCCCUGGGGGGCAAAGGCCUCAAUGCAAACUACCUGUGGCCCAUCUGCCUCCGCCCAUCAGGCAAAGGCCUCAGUUCAGGGCCCUGCCCAUACCCCCUCAUUCUGCCAAGGCCUCACUCUUGGUGCCUGCCCCAGCUCUAUCCUAUUGCUCCUGGCAUUGAAGGCCUCACUGCAGGCCCUGCCCCGAUUGCAGCGUGGUUUUAGGUUAGGUCCCUAUGGAGCGUGCGAGGGGGUAGUUCCUUUAUACACCAGUGCAUGGCCUAGAAGGGGUUGGUCUCCAUCCCUAGGGAGAUAGGCUGUCCCAGGGCUUCCCAGACACACAGCAUCUGCUGUAUGUUGGAGACAAUGGUGUCAGAGUCUGUGCAGAGAGCCAUUCCUCCUUCCUGACACGCAACUAGGAAAUGUGCUACUCCAACCCACCCCCAUCACAUCAUCAGCCCUGAACAUGGCAGAGUUCUCCCCCCACCACAACCCUUUGCAGCCUCCUGUGCCCUCCAAUGACUGCCUUGGACACUGCCAUGACAUACAAUUUCCAGGCCAUCUGGAAUCCUGGAGUUAAAUCUCUCUACCAACAGGGGCCAGGUGGGCAGGAUUCUACACCUGAGUUAUACAGUGUCCAUUCAGUCACAACCCUAGCCCAGCAUGCUCACAGACUCAGGCUCAGCGGGUCUUUACAGCCUGAAUCCUUGCCUGUGCUCAGCUGUCACGUAGGGAAAACGCUUCCAGUCCAAUAGGGUGAUAGUCCCACUCCUGCCGCACUCCCCACUGCUCUCUGGCUGCAGCUGUUACUCCUUCCCCCCAGAGCAGGCAGCACCUGUGGCCCAGGUUCCCAUGGGAGAGGGUGGUGCUUAUUCCACUAGGCCCUUCUGCUGGAAAGGAGCUGACCCAAGCAACUUGGAAACACCAAUGAAACCCACCAACUUCUUGUACCCACCAAUUAACCCUCAAGUUCAGGGCAGAGGAGUAUCCAGGAUGGCUAAAGCUGAACACCUCCUGCUAGCACCCAAACCCCAGGGUCCAUGUGGCAUCAUCGUGGAGUGAAUUCUGUCAUUUGGAACCAGCAUUGCUCCUAGCCAAAAGGCUGAGGCCAAACCAACCUCAGCCCCUCUACCCCACAUCUGCCUUCCUCCAUCAGAAGAAAAUAGAACAGCCUCCACUGGAGGAAUGACAGGUUUGUAGCCUGCUCCCCCAGGGGCUGGGAUGCUGUCUGUGCAGCCCCAGGAUUAAUGAGAAUCACAGGAUCCAGUGUCUUCCAGGAACUUAACCUUCAAGCAAAGAACUUUCAGGACUCUUCCCUCCAGGUGCUGCUUGGCUCCUGCCAUGGGAAUACUGGGGGCAGGGCAAGUGACUCCCUGUGGCAGGGUCUUUUCAAUAAAAGUCUCUGGCUCAAA
Molecule: messenger RNA, 3475 nt
Organism: Dermochelys coriacea (leatherback sea turtle)
Lineage: Eukaryota; Metazoa; Chordata; Testudines; Dermochelyidae
Gene: FNDC4
Product: fibronectin type III domain containing 4
Exons: 6
Coding region: 16-828 (270 amino acids)
Molecular function (GO): protein binding
Source: RefSeq, a predicted model, not a curated record